Phragmites australis (common reed) is the source of this 2733-nucleotide messenger RNA. RefSeq lists its product as uncharacterized. Gene Ontology annotation, molecular function: protein binding. The record is from RefSeq and is a predicted model, not a curated record. NCBI's taxonomy places the organism in Eukaryota, Viridiplantae, Streptophyta, Magnoliopsida, Poales, Poaceae. The transcript has 4 exons. The coding region runs from base 388 to 2214 and encodes 608 amino acids.
CCCGGCCGCACGCGCCCAUCCUUCUCCGUCGCACUCGCCAUCUCGCCCUCCUCCGCCUCCCCAUUCCCCAUCGCGCGCGCGCACUCACUCCUCUCCGCUCCUCCCCGCCGGGCCGCCGCCGAGGAGGAGAUCCGACGGAUCCCCCCCUCCCGCGCACACCCUCCCGCGGCCUGCCGCCCCUCCGCGCUCCCCCCUCCGAACCCUAACUGGGCUGCCUCGCUGCCCGACGCCACCACCCGCGCGGCACCGAGCGGCGCCGCUCGAACCGGCGGCGCCAACCACCGCCAUUGCGGGAUGAAAGGCGCACCCCACUUUGGAAUGUGCAGUUUGAAGUAUGAUCUUUGAGGACCCUAAUAAAGAAGCUGGUAGGAUCAAUUGGAUCUCAUAAUGGACAAGAUACAAUCUGACUGCCCUUAUCCUGGAUGUUUCUUCUGUGUUAUGAAGGAGGCGAAUCCUAGUAAACGAAGAGCAAGUGUGCUUAAGUUCUUUAGGGAACUUCCUUCUCAAGAUGAUGAUGGUCAAGUUCUCCCUAUUAGUGGUCUUUGGAACACUGCAAUGGCACAUCCGAAUGACCCUGAGUUCAUCAACUUGGGCAUAUUUGAAUGCAUGACAGCUCUUAUAUGGAAAGGAUUGAAAAAUAGGCGCUGGCUUGCACAUGAUCAGAAUAUUUACAUCCCAUAUUAUGCAGCACACAUAAUUGGAUCCUAUACAAUGAAUAUGGAGGAGUUUGCGGAACAUGCUGUUCGUGCUGGUGUAAUACCUCCAUUAGUUGAACUCUUAAGAGGUAGGCUGACUUGGGUGGAGCAAAGGGUUGCUGUUAGAGCAUUGGGGCAUUUGGCGACAUAUCCUAGUACAUUUCCUGCAGUUGCCGAUCAUGGAGAAGUACUUGAACUUGCCAUUCAACUUGCUUUGAGCUCUCUAGAGAUUGUGUACUCUCACUUUUACCAAUUUGUGGAUCGAAGAGUUAGCUACCAUUGUGAUCUUCUUACACGUGGCAUGGGUGGUGUGGAAAUGGAAUCCCGCAAAGCUGAGGAAUGGGCUAGUCAACUGCAGUGCUGGUCUUUGCAACUCAUUAACUGCUUUGCAUUUAAGCCUGAAUUCCUCCAUGAUAUUUGCAAGGCUGAUUUUCUAAUCAAGUUACCUGGAAUGUGGGGUGGACUUGUGAAUGAGAAUUCACCUGCUGGUGUUGGUUUGCUAAGAACAAUCUGCCAGAGCAGGAUCGGCCGAGGUCAUGUUGCCAAUAUUUCUGGUACCAUUGACGCUUUAUGCAACAUUGCUCGUUCUUCAGAUGACUGGCAAUACAUGGCUGUUGAUUGUCUGAUCUGGUUAGUUCAGGAUGCAAAUACUUGUCAUAAGGUUAUAGAUAAAGUUGCACCAACAUUGAUAGAUUUAGCAGAUAUUUCAACACUGGGUGAUUAUAAAAAGCUUGGUGACAUUAUUGUUACAGUCCUCCAAAAAUGUAUGCAGCAGAAUGGGAAUUCACGCAGUACAAUUAGUACUCAGGCCAAAGAAGAAAUUGAUGAGCUCUUGAGAUCCAAGCAAAGCUACAAAUUGGAAAAGAAUAUGCCGAAGGAGGAUCUUCAUAUAAAACAAGCUGCAGCGUUGGUUGUAAAGUUGGAAGGCAAUUCUCUUUUCUCUUCAGGGAAUAUUGAAGGAGCUGCAGCGAAAUACUCUGAAGCACUUGCGCUGUGUCCAAUGAAGUCCAAGAAAGAACGUGUGGUGCUUUAUAGCAAUCGAGCUCAGUGUUAUCUUCUCCUGCAGCAGCCUUUGGCUGCCAUAAGCGAUGCGACUCAUGCAUUGUGCCUUCAUAGCCCUGUUAAUCGUCAUGCAAAGAGUUUGUGGAGAAGAGCUCAAGCAUAUGAUAUGCUUGGUUUUGCUAAAGAGAGCCUAUUGGAUGCAAUCCUCUUCAUAAAUGAAUGCUCUCAGUCAAAUGAUCCCGACUUGUCCUUGAAGCAAAACAAAGUUCCGGAUUAUGCCGAGCGAUUAGUGAAGAAGCAGAUGCGUGCUGCUUGGUUAUUCAGGGAAGCAGCUCUGAAACAUGGGGGAGUCCAUUGUGAAGGAGAUAUUAGUGAUGCCUUUGGUCAAGAGGCCGAUGACUCUGAGUGGGAAACAGCUAGUGAAAGUGACACUGAGAAUGAUGCUAGGGGAGAAGCAGAUGAUGAAACUGAAUGGAAGAAUGAUGGCCACCAGGAAGAUUUCGGUGGGGAAAGCUGAAAAACAGGACAGGCUGACCUUGUUUUGAAGGUGUUGCAAUCAGCAACUACAGAAGCAGCUGCUGGGCCUUCUGCACUAUCAAGCACCAAAGCUAAGUUACAAACUGAAUGAAGUUUGCCUACUGAAAGCUCGUAAGAGACAUAGCUUUCGAAAGGAACAAUCUGGUGUCACUUUAUUAUUCUCAUCAGAACAAGGCUCAAUUAAAUUCAUUUCCCCACAUCUUCUUGCUGGGUCUAUUUGAGUUGUGCCUGUGAUCGUUCUGUUUGUUCUGCUUAGGUAUUGGUCCCUUAUGUGGUGUUUGUAAAAUGUGGUUCACCAGUUUUUUCAACUCCUUGAAUGAACAAACUUGUGCCUUGUUUUUUUCUCUUUGUGAAGCUUCGUGAAGAGGCCGCCACAUUCCUUCCCACUGGACUCAUCUAGAAUUUCUGCUUAUUGCACAUUGUGCACAAUUGUGAACACGCAAAAGCUUUGUGUGUCGAACUUUAUAGUAGUAUAGUGCGAAGCACUUUCUUCUUUGCA